Culicoides brevitarsis is the source of this 626-nucleotide messenger RNA. RefSeq names its product general odorant-binding protein 83a-like. Gene Ontology annotation, biological process: sensory perception of smell. Gene Ontology annotation, molecular function: odorant binding. The transcript has 4 exons. The record is from RefSeq and is a predicted model, not a curated record. NCBI's taxonomy places the organism in Eukaryota, Metazoa, Arthropoda, Insecta, Diptera, Ceratopogonidae. The coding region runs from base 94 to 525 and encodes 143 amino acids.
ACCAAAUUGAACAAAUAAUCCUCUAACUUUGUAAUUAAAAUAGAUGACACUCCGUUUGAUGCAACUUUUUAUGUAUAAAUAAAGAGACAAUCCAUGAUUUUGUAUCAAACUCUAAUCUUUGCUUCUCUCGGAGGAUUAAUUUUGUCGCAAGUUGCUCCAAGACGCGAUGCUGAAUAUCCUCCGCCAGAACUUUUGGCUGCUGUCAAGCCAAUUCAUGAUAUUUGUGUUACAAAAACUGGCGUAACUGAAGAGGCAAUAAAGGAAUUUAGUGAUGGUCAAAUUCAUGAGGAUGAAAAGUUGAAAUGUUAUAUGAAUUGCGUUUUUCACGAGGCAAAAGUUGUCGAUGAUAACGGAGAUGUUCAUUUAGAGAAACUUCAUGAUAUGCUGCCUGAUAGCAUGGCAGACAUUGCAUUACAUAUGGGUAAAAGGUGCUUGUAUCCAAAAGGAGACACUUUAUGUGAAAGAGCUUUUUGGCUUCAUAAAUGCUGGAAAACAGCUGACCCAAAGCAUUAUUUCCUAUUCUAAAGCUUUUCAUAGUUUUCCUGCAAUAUCGCAAUGAUGAUAAGAACAUUUAGUGAAUAAUACAUAUGUGCACAUAAAAUAAAAAGAAUCCAAAUUGACACAUG